Molecule: messenger RNA, 426 nt
Organism: Fonsecaea erecta
Lineage: Eukaryota; Fungi; Ascomycota; Eurotiomycetes; Chaetothyriales; Herpotrichiellaceae
Exons: 1
Coding region: 1-426 (141 amino acids)
Source: RefSeq, a predicted model, not a curated record
AUGGACUACAGCAUGCUGCAUGACGCUAUUCUGGCCCUGGAGGAUUCAACCUGGCGAGUACUAACAAACUCGGGAGCCGCACUAUUGCCAUUCCUCAGUCAUGAUUGUAUCAUGCUUUUCCCUUUGGGAAUGAAAGUGUCCGCCAAAACGACGCCCAGUCUUGAAGAUGUGAUGAGGAGCGAUGCGUUUGUGCCGUGGAAGCAAUACAAGAUGAGUGAUGUGGAGGUUACGCCAUUGGGACCAGAAGCAGCUCAGAUCACUUAUCGAGUCAAGGCGACGAGGCGGCAUAUUACAGCGGACGACGAUACGAGGCAGGACGAAUUCAAGGCCUUGAUCUCGAGUACUUGGAGAAAGGAUCCAGAGGCAGGAAAGUUUCUUCUUUGUGUUCAACAACAAACGCCGUAUGAGGAAGAUCUGAACUUUUAG